Messenger RNA from Anneissia japonica, 705 nucleotides. Its product is annotated as probable serine/threonine-protein kinase pats1. The transcript is spliced from 3 exons. Lineage: Eukaryota; Metazoa; Echinodermata; Crinoidea; Comatulida; Comatulidae. The record is from RefSeq and is a predicted model, not a curated record. The coding region runs from base 217 to 690 and encodes 157 amino acids.
UGGAACAGCUAAUAGAACUUGGAACAAGAGAUAAAAAAAAAAACUCUCAUUAACUCACUGACACUUCACUAUACCAAGCACUACCUAACCUUGUAGGGUCAGUGGAAAACCCCAUUAUCCUACUAUUUCUUGGUUUUGAAAUAUAAAUUAUAAUUUUUUAUUCUGAAUCUUCUAUAAGGACAAUCAUCAUCGAAUGUUGAUGCCAGAAACCCGAAAAUGGAAUCAGAUACCAAAGGACAGACACAGGCACAAUCGAUGGAAGAGGUCCCCGAAACCAUCGCCACUAAAGCACAGGAGCGAAUAAAAGAACUCAAGUUUACAAGAGGAGAUGCGACGCAAGAAUGGCAAAAAUCUGGCAAAGAUUUCAUUAUGAGUAUCUGGGACUUCGGGGGCCAGCCGAUAUAUCAUGUGAUACAACGAAUAUUUAUGGUAUCUUUUGCCGUUAUUUGUGUGGUAUUUAACCUGGAAGAUGAUCUUGACUCCCCAGCUAAAGUCAGGGAUCCAACCACUGGUGAUAUAUACGAACAUCGGAUGACAAACCUUGAGUUCAUUCUGUACUGGAUUCGAUCAGUUUACACCAACAGUCGAGAUUCAGAGGAAGAUGGACAACUUUCACCGCCAGUACUAGUUAUUGGUACGCACUUAGGCAGCCUCGAUGGGAAUGAAGAGGAAAAGAAAAGAAAGGUAUGAAACAACUAUGUCAUG